Messenger RNA from Microsporum canis CBS 113480, 711 nucleotides. RefSeq names its product DNA-directed RNA polymerase II polypeptide. Gene Ontology annotation, cellular component: RNA polymerase III complex; RNA polymerase II, core complex; RNA polymerase I complex. Gene Ontology annotation, biological process: DNA-templated transcription. Gene Ontology annotation, molecular function: DNA-directed RNA polymerase activity; DNA binding. Lineage: Eukaryota; Fungi; Ascomycota; Eurotiomycetes; Onygenales; Arthrodermataceae. Bases 1 to 711 code for a protein of 236 amino acids. The record is from RefSeq and is a predicted model, not a curated record. The transcript is spliced from 3 exons.
AUGGCGGAUGAAGAAUACUCCAAGGCGUCCGCUGAGGCGGAUCGUGAGAUGGCCAGGCUCUGGCGUACGUGGAGGACGGUGUUUGAACUGCUGCUUGACCGUGGCUACGAAGUGACGGAGGAAGAAGUCAAGAUUUCUCUAGGCGAAUUCAGACGGAGAUACUCUGAUGCCCUUGGGUUUCCGGACCGAAAUAAAAUGCGCAUCAGUGCUCGCCCAUCUCAAGCCAUGAUGGAGAAAUACACGCCGCUCCCCACGACCUCGAAACCGAACACGGCCCCUGAAUGCGGUACAAUCCACGUCGAAUUCUGCAGCGAGACCCAGAGCGUAGGCACCAAGCAUAUCCGAGCCUUCAACCAGUUUAUCGAUCAACAGAACUACCAUGCUGGCAUAUUCAUCACCCAGUCCCCCAUUUCUCCGUCAGCCAUCAGGCUGCUGACCGCCAUUCCCGGACGGUUCUGUGAACACUUCCUCGAGCAGGAGUUGCUAGUCAACAUCACGCACCACGAGCUCGUGCCAAAACACAUACUUCUCAGCGCAGAAGAGAAGAAGAAGCUGCUACAACGAUACCGAUUGAAGGAAUCGCAGCUUCCCAGAAUCCAGAGCGGCGAUCCCGUUGCGAAGUACCUUGGUCUGCGAAGAGGGCAGGUUGUAAAGAUUAUCAGAAAGAGUGAGACGGCUGGAAGAUACGCCAGUUACAGGUGGGUUACUUAA